Molecule: messenger RNA, 1783 nt
Organism: Mercurialis annua (annual mercury)
Lineage: Eukaryota; Viridiplantae; Streptophyta; Magnoliopsida; Malpighiales; Euphorbiaceae
Product: AP-1 complex subunit mu-2-like
Exons: 11
Coding region: 224-1510 (428 amino acids)
Biological process (GO): vesicle-mediated transport; intracellular protein transport
Cellular component (GO): cytoplasmic vesicle; clathrin adaptor complex
Source: RefSeq, a predicted model, not a curated record
AUUAAUUAAUUAAUCCAUUUAAACUUCAUCAAACCAGCUAGUAUCUCCAAAUAUUUAUUCAUCAUCAAUUUCUUAAACUAAAAUUUCUUCCUCAAUAAUCCAGAUCUUAUCUCCAUCUUCACUCACUGAAUUAUUCUAUCAAUUCAUCGUGAUCAUUUCUGUUUCAUUCAUAAUAAGAAGAAAAAAAACACGGUAACCGAUUCAAAUCGGCGUACUUAAAUCGAUGGCCGGCGCCGCUUCGGCGCUCUUUCUACUGGAUAUAAAAGGCCGUGUCCUGAUUUGGCGCGAUUAUCGCGGUGACGUGUCUUCCGUUCAAGCCGAACGCUUCUUCACCAAGCUUAUCGAGAAAGAGGGAGAUCCAGAGUCACAUGAUCCAGUUGUAUAUGACAAUGGAAUCACUUACAUGUUUGUACAACACAAUAAUAUUUACUUAAUGAUUGCCUCUAGGCAGAAUUGCAAUGCUGCUAGCCUUCUUUUAUUUCUUCACCGUUUAAUCGAUGUGUUUAAGCAUUAUUUUGAAGAGUUGGAAGAGGAAUCUUUGAGAGAUAACUUCGUUGUCGUGUAUGAAUUGCUUGAUGAAAUUAUGGACUUCGGUUUCCCUCAAUUUACUGAAGCAAAGAUUCUCAGUGAGUUUAUUAAGACUGAUGCUUAUAGAAUGGAAGUCACUCAACGACCUCCUAUGGCUGUAACAAACGCUGUUUCUUGGCGUAGUGAAGGAAUUCGGUACAAAAAGAAUGAAGUUUUUUUAGAUGUGGUAGAGAGUGUCAACAUACUUGUCAACAGCAAUGGACAAAUAGUACGCUCAGAUGUUGUUGGAGCGCUAAAGAUGAGAACAUAUUUGAGUGGCAUGCCUGAAUGUAAGCUUGGCCUAAAUGAUAGAGUGCUUUUGGAGGCUCAAGGUCGAGCAACAAAAGGGAAAUCUAUUGAUCUGGAUGAUAUCAAGUUUCAUCAGUGUGUACGUCUGGCUAGAUUUGAAAAUGACCGGACAAUAUCCUUCGUACCGCCAGAUGGAGCUUUCGAUUUGAUGACAUAUAGGCUUAGUACUCAGGUAAAACCUCUCAUUUGGGUGGAAGCUCAAGUUGAAAGGCAUUCCAGAAGUAGAGUUGAGAUAAUGGUAAAAGCUCGGAGCCAGUUCAAGGAGCGCAGCACUGCAACUAAUGUUGAAAUCGAAUUGCCCGUGCCAUCUGACGCAACAAAUCCUAAUAUUCGGUCAUCAAUGGGUUCUGCUACAUAUGCCCCUGAAAAUGAUGCUUUGGUCUGGAAAAUCAAGUCUUUCUCUGGUAAUAAGGAGUACAUGUUGAGGGCAGAGUUUAAACUUCCUAGUAUAACAGCUGAAGAAGCUGCUCCGGAGAGAAAAGCUCCAAUUCGUGUGAAGUUUGAGAUACCAUAUUUUACUGUAUCUGGUAUUCAGGUUCGCUACCUAAAGAUCAUCGAAAAAAGUGGAUAUCACGCUCUGCCCUGGGUCAGAUACAUAACAAUGGCCGGCGAAUAUGAAUUGAGACUAAUAUAAGAAUCUGUUGAUUGUAUUAUCUCUUCAAGUCGCGUAUAUACACAUGGGUAUGCACUAAUCUUCUGAUCAUGUUGAUUUUCAAGUGGAGGCUUCUCCCAAAUUUUGGUUAUUUUAGCAGGAGUUUGUUGUUCAGGUGUUUUUCCCUCAUUAUUCAUUUUCUUAAUUCUGUUUUUGAUGUAACUGUAAUCAGGGGUCCAAUUUUCGCCAAAGAAAUAUUUGCAAUUAUUUUCUGUUGGAAUUUUACAUAUAUAAGUUUAUGUUGGAAUUUACAUA